GCCCCUGAGUACACACUUGCUUGAGUUUGCCUCUUCUAAGUUCUAUCAAUGCACGAUCAAGCCUCCCAGCAACUAGUCACCUAUAAACGCUCUCCAGCCAAGCUGAUCGAUCCCAGGCUACCUGCAUGCUCUUUUUGCCAUGGGUGUGUUAUUAACGCUAAUAGCUACUCUGGCCAUGUUCCAGCCAUGCCUGCACUUCCUGCACGCCAACGCCUCGAACUCCACUGGAGGUGUGCAUCUAUGGUCCCAGCAAGCGGCACUCCUCCAGUGGAAGUCCACCCUACGGACCUCACCGUCGUCGCUGCUGGACUCAUGGCGGCCAGGGACCAGCCCGUGCGGCAGCAACUGGACAGGCGUUGUUUGCGAUGCCGUGCACCAUGGUCACCAUGCCAUGCCCCGGGCAGUGGUCCGCAUCGACCUGCCGAACGCUGGCAUCAACGGCCACCUCGGUGAGCUCAACUUCUCCGCGCUCCCGUUCCUCCAGUACAUCGACCUCAGCUACAACAACCUUCUUGGUGAGAUCCCACGGUCCAUCGCCUCCUUAGGUGAACUCUCCCACCUUGAUCUCACCGGCAACCGGCUCCAUGGACAGAUACCAUGGGAGGUGGGCAACAUGGGAAGCCUUAGCGUGUUGGAGCUUUCUCUGAACAACCUCACAGGAACCAUCCCUGCAUCCCUUGGCAACCUAACUAGGCUGGUUCAACUAAUCAUCCACCAAACCUUGCUCGCAGGGUCAAUUCCUGAGGAGCUUGGCAAGCUCACCAGCCUAGAGUAUUUACAGCUAAGUGGCGCCUUCUUGAGCGGCCGAAUACCGGAAAGCCUAGGCAACUUAACCAAACUAAGCCUCCUACGCCUUUACUAUAGCCAGCUAUCAGGUCCAAUUCCAUCUACUCUAGGUAAGCUUAUUCACUUGCAGAGUCUCCAGUUGAGCAGAAACCAGCUUGUUGGCCGUAUUGCACCGAGCUUUGGGAACCUUAGUAGCCUCUACGAGAUUUGGAUGUAUGAAAACAAGCUGGUGGGCUCAAUCCCAGCUGAGAUUGGUAGUUUGGUGGGCCUGCAAACAUUGCAUUUAGCCACUAAUUUAAUUUCAGGUUCAAUUCCUGAAACUCUCACCAACCUCACGGAUUUGAAUAUGUUUCAAAUCUUUAGUAACAAGUUGUCCGGUUCCCUACCUCUAGGAUUUUCAAAUCUUACAAAGCUGGCAGUACUCGAUCUUGCUAACAACUCUCUGUCGGGACAAUUGCCCUCUGGGUUUUGCAGUCAGGGGAACCUCAAACAAUUCACUGUUUCUGUAAACAUGUUCACUGGCCCUAUUCCUAGAGACAUCGAGACUUGCAGGAGCCUGCUUAUACUUGACAUGGCAUCAAACCAAAUAUCAGGAGACAUAGCAAGUUUGGGGCCAUACCCACACCUUUGGUUUGCAAACCUAGAGAGGAACAAACUUCAUGGCCAUUUAUCUAAAUCCUGGGCUUCAAGCAUCAAUUUGACCAUCUUAGAUAUGGCAAGCAACAUGAUAACUGGAAGUUUGCCGCCUGAGUUAUCAAGACUAGUAAAACUGGAGGAACUUCUACUCCACAAUAACAACAUGACUGGCAACAUACCACCAGAAUUAGGCAACCUAACCCACCUGUACAGUCUGAGCUUGUCACAAAACCAAUUUUCUGGUCAUAUACCACCAGAAUUUGGGCAGAUGAGAAGUUUGCAGUACCUUGAUGUAUAUAUGAAUAGGCUUACUGGGUCGAUACCACAAGAGCUUGGCAGUUGCACGGAGCUGCUAUUCUUGCGGAUCAACAACAAUGAUUUGACUGGAUAUUUGCCAACAACCCUUGGUAGUCUAUGGAAGCUGCAGAUUGCAUUGGAUGCCAGCAACAACAAACUCACAGGCGGGAUACCCGCACAGCUUGGGAACUUGGUGAUCUUGGAGCUCUUAAACCUCUCCCAUAACAAAUUCAAUGGGACCAUACCUUCAUCUUUCUCCAGCAUGGUUAGCUUGUCAAUCCUUGAUGUGUCAUACAACAACUUGGAAGGUCCUCUUCCAAGAGGACGAAUAUUUUCUAAUGCCUCAAUGGGAUGGUUCGUCCACAACAAGGGCCUUUGUGGUAAUCUCUCUGGCCUUCCAACAUGCUUUUCAUCUCCAUCUAUGGGUCGUGACAAUUUUAGGACUCAUGUCUUGGUUCCAGCCAUUAGCAUUCCUUUGUGCAUACUUAUGAUUUUCACAAUAGUUGGAGUUAUUGCGACUAUAUGUAGAAGAAAGAAACCACAAAAGAAAACGACAACAGAUACAAAAGAUGUGUUAUCAGUGUGGAAUUUUGAUGGGAAACUAGCAUUUGAGGAUAUCAUUAGAGCAACAGAAAAUUUCAGUGAGAGGUACGUUGUUGGGUCAGGCGGAUGUGGCACUGUCUACAAAGUCCAGCUACAAGGAGGGAGAUUGGUUGCAGUUAAAAAGCUUCAUGAAACUGGAGAGAGAUUCAUGAGUGAAAUCGAUGUGUUGACCAGGAUCAGGCAUCGAAGUAUUGUAAAGUUAUAUGGGUUUUGCUCGCAUUCAAAGUAUAAAUUUUUAGUGUAUGAUUAUAUUGAUAGAGGGAGCCUUCAUGCAUGCUUGGAAAAUGUGGAGAUCGCAAAGGAGCUGAACUGGGAGAGACGAGUUGCCAUUGCAAGAGACGUGGCUCAAGCUCUGUAUUACUUACACCAUGAAUGCACCCCGCCAAUAAUUCACCGAGACAUAACAAGUAACAAUAUCUUGCUUGACAAUGAUUUUAAGGCUUAUGUUUCAGACUUUGGCAUAGCAAAGAUCAUAAAGCCUGAUUCAUCAAAUUGGAGUGAACUAGCAGGAACAUAUGGUUAUAUAGCCCCAGAGCUUUCACACACACCAGUGGUGACAACGAAAUGUGAUGUCUACAGCUUUGGUGUGGUUCUGCUGGAGAUAGUGAUGGGGAGGUACCCUAGUGAGCUGCAGUCCCAUACUUCCCUACAAGGACAUCAUCACAAGCUUGCAAUGGAGACUUUGGACAAGCAUCCACCAUCGCCAACAUUGGUGGAGAGGGGAGAAAUUUCUCUGCUUGUCCAAGUAGCACUUGCAUGCCUGGAUCCUUCGCCUAUGUCUAGACCAGAAAUGCAGGAGGUUUAUCAGAAACUGAAAGACCACCAUUAUUGUUCUUUUACCACAUCUCCUUGUGACCUUACACUAGAAAGGCAAAAGGAUGGAGAAGUGUAAACUAGUGUUACACAUAUGAGAAACAAGAAGGAUUUCUGCUUUAUUUUCACAAUGAAAUAGAAUGGAUGGAAACAAUGAAA
Molecule: messenger RNA, 3294 nt
Organism: Panicum virgatum (switchgrass)
Lineage: Eukaryota; Viridiplantae; Streptophyta; Magnoliopsida; Poales; Poaceae
Product: MDIS1-interacting receptor like kinase 2-like
Exons: 2
Coding region: 140-3214 (1024 amino acids)
Biological process (GO): protein phosphorylation
Cellular component (GO): plasma membrane
Molecular function (GO): protein kinase activity; ATP binding; protein binding
Source: RefSeq, a predicted model, not a curated record